GCAUGUCCGACUCCGAAGCUUCUGGGCGGAGAGUCAGGAGAGUGGCACGGCAGAGCGGAGAGUCAUUCAGGGUUAAUAAUAUUCCGCCGUGGGGGGAGCGGGGGAGGACACACACAUAUAUACACACAUAUACACAUACACACUGCCAACCCGGCGACGAGGUUGGGCCUGCGGUGCCUGCCUGCAACCCAGAAAACAUGGAGCUCGAGAAUAUCGUGGCCAACACUGUUUUGUUGAAGGCGAGAGAAGUGCAUCAUGGAAGUGGACGGUCGCUGCUGAGUUCGUUUUUCCGCAAUUCUCUGGUUGGUGGAGCGUUUCUCUCCAGGAUCAUGGAGGGGGUGGGAACAGAAAAGGCAAGAGCAAGAAAUGGAAACAGAUGCUGCAGUUCCCUCAUAUAAGCUUGUGCGAGGAGUUACGCCAAGCUAUAGAGAAAGACUACAACAGCCUUUGUGAGAGGCAGCCAAUCGGACGCUUGCUAUUCCGGCAGUUCUGCGACACCAGGCCGGAGUUGAGACGCUGUGUCAAAUUUUUAGAUGCUGUGGCGGAGUAUGGAGUGACGCCGGAUGAGAAGAGGAAGGAGUAUGGGCAGGAACUCCUCGACAAGUACCUCAACCCAAAGUCAGAGGACUAUAUUCCUGAGGUAUCAGCAGAGAUGGUGACUAAGUGUGCAGAACGCUUGCAACAGGAGGCAUGUAAAGAGCUCUUCAUGGAGUGCACCAAACUGAUCCACGAUUACCUGAGUGUGGCCCCUUUCGCAGACUACCUCGAUAGUAUGUACUACAGUCGCUUCUUACAGUGGAAAUGGCUUGAAAGACAGCCAGUCACAAAAAACACAUUCCGUCAGUACAGGGUUUUGGGAAAGGGUGGAUUUGGCGAGGUCUGCGCAUGCCAGGUGCGGGCCACAGGGAAAAUGUACGCCUGCAAAAAGCUGGAGAAGAAACGGAUUAAAAAGAGGAAAGGGGAGUCCAUGGCCCUGAACGAAAAGCAGAUUCUUGAGAAAGUCAACAGUCGGUUUGUUGUGAGUCUCGCGUAUGCAUACGAGACAAAAGAUGCCCUGUGCUUAGUCCUCACGUUGAUGAACGGAGGAGACCUGAAGUUUCAUAUCUACCACAUGGGAGAGGCGGGUUUUGACGAGAAGCGGGCAGUGUUCUACGCAGCUGAGAUCUGCUGUGGUUUAGAAGAUCUCCAUCGGGAGAGGAUGGUGUACAGGGAUUUGAAGCCAGAAAAUUUACUGUUGGAUGACCAUGGUCAUAUACGUAUAUCAGAUCUGGGCUUGGCUGUGCAUGUACCAGAGGGUCAGACAAUCAAAGGCCGGGUGGGCACUGUAGGGUACAUGGCCCCAGAGGUGGUGAAGAACGAGCGUUAUACAUUCAGUCCGGACUGGUGGGCUCUCGGCUGUCUCCUGUAUGAAAUGAUCGAGGGCCAGUCACCCUUUCAGCAGCGCAAGAAGAAAAUUAAGCGAGAGGAGGUGGAACGUUUGGUGAAAGAGGUGGAGGAGGAAUAUUCCAGCAAGUUCUCAGAGGAUACCAAGUCACUCUGUAAAAUGCUACUUGCCAAAGAUCCCAGUGAGAGGCUUGGCUGUCAGGGGGGUGGAGCCACAGAGGUGAAAGCUCACCCUAUUUUUCGUUCCAUCAACUUCAAACGACUUGAAGCAGGCAUGCUCGAAGCUCCCUUUAUUCCCGAUCCUCAGGCCAUCUACUGUAAGGAUGUGUUGGACAUUGAGCAGUUUUCCACGGUGAAGGGGGUAGAGCUGGAGCCCAAAGACGACUCCUUCUACAACAAAGUGUCCACUGGAAGCGUUCCCAUCCCCUGGCAAAAUGAGACCUGGACUGGAGAGGUCAACCCUCACCCCCACCCAAACAGGGCUUGCUGCAGAGACUCUUUGGCAGACAGGACUGCUGUGGAAAUUGCAGCGACAGUGAGGAGGAGCCCACACGGCUCUGAAGCCGUGGCCUGUCUGGGGCUCCUCCCCCACACCACUGAGGAUCUUAUUUGUUUACAGUUUUUGCACAAUUGUAUUUUUAAGAUAGCUCUAUAGAAAUAUUGGAAUGUAUAUUUUCACUAUAUAGCCAUGCAGUGUAUCUUAUUUAAAGUCAUGAAAAGGACAGAAAAAAGGGUCACAAUUAUUGUCCUUUAUGAAGUGUGAAGUGUGUCGAGGACAGAUCAUUCAACACUGCUCAAGUCUCAAAGCUGGUUGACCCAGCCAAUCCUGUACAUGUCUCCAAUCCGUAUCACAGCCUCUUUGCGCUUUUAUUUUCUUUUUCUGUUCUUGUACUUAUUCAUAUACAUGUACAGAAUGUACUCUGAAUAUUUGUUUUAGGCGUGGGGAGCAAAGGAAAUUUGCUUUUGCAAAUAUUUUUAUAUUUAUAUUUUUAAUUUUAUUUUCUUAUGGUAAUCUCGACAAUCAAACGACACCAUUUGUGUAAAACAGUGAUAAACGUGCAGUAAUGGAUUAAAAAAAAAGGCAAAAACAGGAGGUGACUAAAAAUGAGGGACAUUUUUGACAUAAAUUCUUUAUCAGAAGUCUCAAAUAGUAAUGUGAGGUUGUUUAGCUAGAGAAACCUAGUAAACCAAACAGACGUGAUUAAAGUGCAUAUAUGUACAAUAAACAACUGCAGACAGUUGUAUCAUGUUGUAAAUAUGUGACACUCAUCUGUAAAGUCUUGAGUGCGUCUUCCUGAUUAUUUCUCUCUGGAUAAAUGGGAAAAUCAUCCCAGUGAUAACCUUGUGCGGCCCAUAUGCUACAUAAUGAGUCAAACCAUGAGGCAUUAUUUUCCAUUUAUGAAAUAUUUCACAAUGUCGUUCUUUAAAGGUCUGUGACUAGUUGUAACAUGACAUUGUUAGAUUCCAGCUAUGAAGACUGAAAGAUAGGAUAAAGAAAUACUCAGAUACUUAGGAGAUUGUAAUGGAUAAACAUGCGAUUAGACAAUACAUGUUAUUUCAUUGUUUAAAAUAGAUAUGUGUUAUUUUGAUAGGCUACAUUCAGUUUAAUUGCUGCUUUUUUACAUAUAGGAAAAAAAAUAUUUUCCAAAACAUUUUUUUUUUGUUCUGUUUUGUUGUUGUGUUUUUGUUUUUUCAAUUUGCUUUGCUUUGUUUUGUCCUUCUGUUUUUUCCUUCAGUUUUUUGUUUGUUUUAUUUUUAUUAGUUUUGCUUUGUUUUUUCAUUUCACUUAAUUUCUUUUAAUUUGCUUUGUUUUGUUUCAUUUUGCUUUGUUUUUGUUCUGUUUAAUUUCAUUUUGCUUUGUUUUUUAUUUUAUUUGUUUUUGUUUUGUUUUGCUUUGUUUUUUUUUUUUAUUUUAUUUGUUUUUGUUUUAUUUUAUUUUGUUUCAUUUCAUUUUGCUUUGCUUAGUUUUUUUUUUUUUUUAAUUUCGCCUUGUUUUCUUUUUGUUGUGUUUUUUGGUUUUAUUUUUGUUGGUUUUGUUUUGUUUUGUGUAUCCCCUGCAAUCAAGAUAAGCUCUUUAAGUUUUCAUUUUGCUUGAAUUGUGAUAGCUUGGGAAUUUUCUUAAGCACUCUUUAGACCAAACAAAUUACAUUUUUGUCCUCUAUCAUCAUUGAAGGUGCCUUUUGAAGUUUUAAGGUACUCUUUUGUCAUUAGCGUUUCUUAUUCAAACGCCUACAUGUUUUUGAGACGGCUCAGCAUCUUGAUGCACACACUUUUUUAUCUGCUGUUGUUUUACCUCAGAUAAUACUGUGCCCUAUGGAUGUCCAUUCUUUUUCAAAACUCUUGUGAAUUUUUCUACUGAACAUUUGGAUGUCGUAGUAUUUCACAAGAGACUUUGGGACUUUACAUUUAAGCCUAGCUGAACGUGCAGUGUAAGCCUAAUGUUUCAGAGGAAGUCCAUGGAAGAAUCGUCACCUCAUGACAUGCUCGGUCUACACAUUUCUCAUCCACUGACGGUUUACGUUAAUUCUCCUCUGAGAUAAACUCAAAUACAUUCCAAUCUCUACCGUACUGUACAGUUGUAAAAUGUAUUCAGUUUUUUCUUUUGUUUAUUUAGCAAUAAUGGAUUUUCUAAAUAUAACUACAAUAUAAUUGUGUAUAAAAUACAUUUCAAAUCUAGAGCCAGACGGAACUUAGUUUGACUCAAUGUUUUCCUGAGCCAGGCUUUUAACACUGUGAAGUGAUCAUUUCUGUCACAGUUGUACAAUUUUUGUCUCUUUUGUGCAUUGCACUGAUUUUGAUGUUUUAUUCUUUUGGUUGCAAAUUUGUGUAUGUGUGUAUGUAUAUGCCUAAAUGCUGAAUGAGUGUGUGCGCUUAUACCUGCACUGCAUGUGCCCAUAUUCUUUAUCAGAACCACUAGGGAAUGCCAUUAUUUCUAUCCCUAAAUGAGUGAAAUGUUACGUUCUAGGCAAGGUUUUACUGUUUCUUUUUUCUUUCGAGAGAAAAGGUGGACAACUUAAGGCUCACUGAUAAUAAUAUUAUAUAAUAUUAGUCAUUUCAAUAUCAUAGAUUUUAAUAAACCUUUAAAACGACGUAAUUAGACAUGCCAGUGUGUUUCAUUGAAGUCAGUUUCAAAGAGGAAACAGCACAGUUUCAGCCACAUUUGUCAGUGUAAUUAAUUCAAGACUUUAAGUUACAAUAAAAUCAGAUUGCCAUAUUAAUGUUUUAUUUUCUGUUUUGAAGAGUAUUAACACAUUUUACUGCCCAAAUGAAUUUAUUCCUAUAUCUUAAAAUAUCUCAAAGUGUAAGGUGCAGUUUUAAGCAUUAUUUUCCAUUAGCAAACUACAGGGCUAUAGCUGGGAAAUCACUGUUUUAAGUAUUAAAAAUGCAGAGCAAUUUUAAAAUAAAACUAAAAACUGUUCUUAAAAUGUUAAAUGCUUAAACCAGGUAUACAGUCAAAUUUGACUGAUUUAGUAAUUGUGGAUAACAUGCUAAUAUGAGUAAAGAAUAAAGCCUAUAUAACCUGGAGGAUUUGUCUGUUCUAAGCAGGCCAAGUGAAUUCAAAAAGUGUGGUUAUAUUAGUCAAUGUGCCAUUGUUGUUAACUUACCAUUAAAAUUGUUUCAAAAGUUUGACUGAAUUGUUUUGCUGAUAUAGACAGUGACUCAAUUACUCAGUUUUGAUCAUUUGAAAUGGAUACAUAUCCAUAUUAUUAAUAAUACAUGAAUUAAUAAGUUAUUUUAUUUUCCUGAUAUGUAUGUAAAAGUCCAUAGAUCUUUUAUUUAAAAAGAAUGUUCUGUUGCAAUGAAAACUUGUCUUGUACCUGUUUAUCCCUAUUAUUGAAGCCUUAUUUUUAUGUGAUACAAAGAAGAUGAUGCCUGGAUUGCACAUUGAAUACUAAUUUUUGCUAAACUCAGUAGUCGAUUCUCACUCAGGUUACUGCCAUCAAUAUGUAUGUUGUUAUUAUUAUUAUUAUUAUUUGCUUAAUAUAUGUAAACGGCCUUACUUGUGAAAUAAUGUCAAAUUACUGGUUUAUAUUUGUAAAAUUUUAAAGUUGCAUAAAAUAAAUGCCACUGGGAACAUUA
Molecule: messenger RNA, 5463 nt
Organism: Myxocyprinus asiaticus (Chinese sucker)
Lineage: Eukaryota; Metazoa; Chordata; Actinopteri; Cypriniformes; Catostomidae
Product: G protein-coupled receptor kinase 6-like
Exons: 17
Coding region: 377-2038 (553 amino acids)
Biological process (GO): signal transduction; protein phosphorylation; regulation of signal transduction
Cellular component (GO): plasma membrane; cytoplasm
Molecular function (GO): ATP binding; G protein-coupled receptor kinase activity
Source: RefSeq, a predicted model, not a curated record